GACGUGCAUCGAUGUAACACUUGAAGUUAAAGCGGUUCGGAAGCGGAUUUUCUUUGAUUUGGUUGGGAUUGCAGUAAACAAGAAUACUUAUAUAGCAGGUUUUGCACCUCAGCAGAUGAGAAUACUGCUCUGGGGUGCCUGGCUUGCGGUUUACGUUGCAUUUCUUCUGUUUCUGCGGAGGAUGUGGACUGGGAAGCAUCUCCGGAGCCCACUCGCCAAAUCGCUGUACUUGAGCAUGAUGAAUGAGGCAGGAAGCUGUCACGACACAAAUCAGUGGUAUGUCUGUCACACCGACUUCCUGAAUAAGUCUCUAGAAGCCGCUUUUAUCCAGAGUCACCUGGAUGUUGAGACCCAGGAGUUUCUAAACAGAAGCAGAGAGAAGUCCACCUGGCUCCUCACUCAGAUGUACCACUCCUUUAUCUCCACUGUAUUCGGCCCUUUCAUGUCCAGGACCAACAUCAAUGGAUGGGUCUUUAAUUUUGUGUUUUUCUUCUUCAUAGGUGGGAAGUGGGUACAACCUUCUGAGCUCCUGAAUGUGCAGGGCCAGAUAUGGGAAGAUCAAGUGAACAGCCUGGCCGGUGGCGCCUUGUGGGAGGCCGGCUUUACUGUCGAGGCGUUCACGAGACUGCCUUACCUCUGCGAGGGCGACUUGUACAACGAUUACUACGUGCUGGAUGACGCCGUCUUUGUUCUGCGACUCCGCGACUCGAUCCCAGAGGAGGGGGUGCCAACGUUGGGUCUGCCAUAGAUGCUGUAGACCCCGGAUGAAUGGUAAAUUGUGAUAUGCCGGCACGUCGAGUCUGGUUGUGGUUGAACCUGCUUUUCAAUACGGAGAUUGAUUUGCGUCCUCUCCCGUUUUUUGUUUUUUUAUCCCCCAUUGUGGUUCAAACGUCACUUUCACGUCUGUGCCCCCAUAGCUUUUGACCACGUGUUCCAUCUUGUGGUUGGACUGUUUACUGCGUUUUUAAUGAUUUACAGGGAAUUCCAUUUUUUUGGUGCCACAAAGCAAGUGGAUCACAAACAGACUUUCAAAUCCACAAACGAAACUGAGGAACAUGCAGAACUCCAGCAGAUGCCACUGUGCAGGUUAGAAUUAUGUGCUUGAUGUGAUUAUUUUAUUGUUUUCUCUCCAUAAUGGAGUUAGCAAAAGACUGCAGUCCUGCCAACCUGAGGACCUUUGUGCCUAAAGGUCUGUAAGCCUGUACGAAAAAAUAAAAACAAAUACACCGUGUAUUAAAAAUCCAUCAUUUUAAUACAUUUUUAAAAAUAAAGCGUGACU
Polypterus senegalus (gray bichir) is the source of this 1279-nucleotide messenger RNA. RefSeq names its product methyltransferase like 9 (gene mettl9). The transcript has 4 exons. Bases 116 to 748 code for a protein of 210 amino acids. The record is from RefSeq and is a predicted model, not a curated record. Gene Ontology annotation, molecular function: protein-L-histidine N-pros-methyltransferase activity. Lineage: Eukaryota; Metazoa; Chordata; Cladistia; Polypteriformes; Polypteridae.